AAAAAAAAAGUGUAGUGCGCAAGAUAUGGAACAAGGAGGUCAUGAGCAGAAGGGUGUCGUCGACUAACGGUUCUUAAUGGUUCCUGACUGACACACAGAGGAAAGAGACCGUGGAUGCUGCUCUGGAACGAGCUCUGGAACUACGCGACAAUUCAGGAUGGACACCAAGAUUCAGCUGAGCUGGAUGGCAAUAUGUCUGUUUCUCACACUACCAGGUGUGCCUACACAUGCCUCCUGUCCUGUUGAGCUCAACCCUCCCAGAGUAGUGGUGAGAUAUGGAGACUCCGUCUCAGUCAACUGCACCACAUCCACAGACCCCGAGGGGAUGGGGUGGGAGGUCACGUUCGGAGGUAUAGGUUUGCAAGAAAAUGUCAGCUUUGUCACCUGGACUGUGGGAAGCCUCAUGGACUGGACAAUAGAACCUAAAUGCUACAUCAAUCUACAAAAUGGAAGUCAGUGUACUGAGAUUCUCCCUGUCAUUCUCUACAAGACUCCAGACAGUGUGUCUAUCUCUCCUCUGGGCCACUCUGGUCCAAUGAUGGAGGGGAAGGAGUACCAGCUGCAGUGCGACAUCCAGAACAUCACUCCUCUACAGAACCUGGUUGUGAGGUGGUACAAAGGCAAUGAAACUAUAGAGACUCAAACGUUUAAUGACUCCACAAAGGAACUAGUGAAUACGUCCUCCACUAUCACCAUCACCCACAAGAGAUAUGAGGGUGAAGUAGAAUACAGAUGUGAGGCAGAGCUGGACCUGGGACCAGAGGGACCGAAACCUUCUGCCUUGACAUCAAAACCUCUUAAUGUUACUGUUUACUCUCACACAAACAAGUCAACAACACCCACGGCUAAGUCCUUAACCACCGCAGAUGCAAGGUGGGAUGAACCAUUCAAUUAUGACUACUACUUCCUCCGUGUUGUUGGUCUGUCUUUGGCUGCAACGCUCUUCAUCCUGGGUAUUAUGGUCAUUAGCUGUGAUAAAGUAUGCCGGAUGCCUAGGUGUCAUGUGGGCACAGGGAAGUCGUACCAAGUGGCCAGAGAGUAGUGAGGGAACAAACGUGUUACUGAGUGGCCUCAAGACACCAGAAGAGUUCAUCAGAGGGACAUGGUGAAACAACACUGAUGCAACAGACCUUAUCGGCCAUGUGCGUGUGUAUGUGUGUGUGAAAACAUUGUUGGACAAAACUCUGCAUCUCUCAUUUCAGAGAUAAGAACGUGAGAUGUGUUUCAUGUGCCUUUCCCACAGACUGCAAGUGAGACUCAGUCAACAUUAUGAAAUUACCCCUCCCUCACUCUUCUAAAGACUUACCUGUAGUUUUGAAUGCAAGUUUUAUUAUACUUUGGCAUUCAUGUUUCUAUGUAUAUUUUCAAAUGCUUACAAAAUGUUACAGAAUACAUACUGUAGAUGUUACGUAGCUCAGAGGCGCCCCCAAGAGCACUGGAAGAGGUAUUGAUCCUUUUUUUCUCAUAUCCCAGAGACAGCAAAUUUCAUGCCUAGCUUUUCACAGAUUUAAUGUUGAUUUUAUCUGUAGAUUUGUCACCAACGUGGAUGACAUUUUCUCUAAUAAAUCACAUACAUGUCC
Molecule: messenger RNA, 1580 nt
Organism: Oncorhynchus nerka (sockeye salmon)
Lineage: Eukaryota; Metazoa; Chordata; Actinopteri; Salmoniformes; Salmonidae
Product: intercellular adhesion molecule 1-like
Exons: 9
Coding region: 158-1042 (294 amino acids)
Biological process (GO): regulation of monoatomic ion transport; cell-cell adhesion
Cellular component (GO): membrane
Molecular function (GO): integrin binding; ion channel regulator activity
Source: RefSeq, a predicted model, not a curated record